This is a messenger RNA of Quercus robur (English oak), 2682 nucleotides long. RefSeq names its product glutathione S-transferase T3-like. The coding region runs from base 1219 to 2463 and encodes 414 amino acids. Lineage: Eukaryota; Viridiplantae; Streptophyta; Magnoliopsida; Fagales; Fagaceae. The record is from RefSeq and is a predicted model, not a curated record. The transcript is spliced from 2 exons.
GAGCACCCACAGUAGAUGUGGGAUAUGUGCCAAAUGCUAAAUAUUUGGCACAUAUCCCACACCAAACCCAUUUUAUGCCCAAUUAUCAGAUGUUGUAUAUGUUAAAUUUUUUACAACGUGCUACAGUAAAAUCACAAAUAUACAAUCGUACGGACUGGCUGUGGUAUAUUGGUUUAUUAUUUUUUAUUGCUCCUUCAACCCUCAUUUCUCUUUCAUUCCUCAUUUCUCUUUCAUUUCUCCUUCAGCUCACCGCCUCCAUCUCCAUCUCCACUCUCCCAUUCUUUUUCUUCUUCCCUCUUCCCCGUUGCUCCAUCUCCUUCAGCUCACCAUCAGUUUCGUUUCUACCAUCACUGAUCUAAUAACCACAUAAAUCCGGUUUUUUUUCCCCUUUUGGUUCGCUCUGUCCUCUGUUCUACCGGCGUCGGUCUGGUUCUGAGUCUCCGUUUUGGUUGUGAUUGCUCGCAAAUCUGAAAGGGAUGUUUGUGCUUCCGCCGAAGAUUCCAGCAGCACAUUGAUCUCGAAGGAACUUUCAGUCCAGUUGGAGCUUGAUGAAAAACGACUCAAAAGCGAAACGGAGCCAAAACGAAGGUUGAUUCCAACGGAGCCAAAACAGAGCUGGUUGUGGGUCUGAUUUUAUUUUCCGAUUGUGAUCGGCGUGGGCGUAGGCGUUUGGGUUGUGAGUCUGGUUUAUUUUUCCCCUUUUGGUUCGCUCUGUCCUCUGUUCUACCGGCGUCGGUCUGUUUCUGAGUCUCCGUUUUGGUUGUGAUUGCUCGCAAAUCUGAAAGGGAUGUUUGUGCUUCCGCCGAAGAUUCCAGCAGCACAUUGAUCUCGAAGGAGCUUUCAGUCCAGUUGGAGCUUGAUGAAAAACGACUCAAAAGCGAAACAGAGCCAAAACGAAGGUUGAUUCCAACGGAGCCAAAACAGAGCUGGUUGUGGGUCUGAUUUUAUUUUCCGAUUGUGAUCGGCGUGGGCGUAGGCGUUUGGGUUGUGGGUCUGGUUUAUUUUUCCCCUUUUGGUUCGCUUCCUCUCUGUUCUAUCGGCGUCAUCUGGUUGUUUUUGUCUCCGUUUUGGUUGCGAUUUCUGAUUGUGGGUCUGCUCUUUGAAUCAAUUCUUGGCGCAAGAACUUUGUGAGUGGACUUCCGGUUUCGUGAAAGAGGCCCUGGUGAAAUCUGUGCACGAGAAACACGACAGGAUUAGCUCACCAUACAGUUUAUCUCCAUGGGUCGUUCUUUUUUUCGUAAAUUGCUUGAUGAUGACUCAGAUGAAGAUGAGAUAAUUAUAAAACUUCUCACGGGUUCGACACCACAACGUAAGCAUCGUCGGUAUAUCGAACGUAAUCAUUUGGCAGGCCAUAGAAGGCUUUAUGAUGACUACUUUGCCGAAGAACCUGUAUAUCCUCCCAACUUAUUUCGAAGGAGAUUUCGAAUGAGACGUUCUCUUUUUCUCCGAAUCUUAUCUAGGGUAGAAGCUUAUGAACCUUACUUUACCCAAAAAAGAAAUGCUGCCAAAAAGCUUGGUCUAUCUCCCCUUCAAAAGAUGACCGCUGCACUUAGGAUGCUUGCUUAUGGAGUAGCGGCUGAUUUUAUGGAUGAAUAUGUGAGAAUAGCAGAAACCACUGCAAUAACUAGUUUGAAAAAAUUUGUUGCAGCAGUGGUUGCUAUUUUUUCAGAGGAAUACUUGAGGUCACCAAACAAUGAAGACAUCGCUAGAUUGUUAGCCCAUGGCCAAAACCGUGGAUUUCCAGGCAUGUUGGGAAGUAUUGAUUGCAUGCAUUGGAAAUGGAAAAAUUGUCCAACUGCAUGGAAAGGGAUGUAUUGUGGUCAUAUUCGUGAGCCAAGUAUUAUUUUGGAAGCAGUGGCUUCAUAUGAUCUUUGGAUAUGGCACUCAUUUUUUGGGUUACCUGGAUCAAACAAUGAUAUUAACGUGUUGGAGCGGUCUCAUGUAUUUUCUGAACUUGCACAAGGACGUGCUCCUGCAGUUAAUUACUCAAUUAAUGGUGAGGAUUACACAAUGGGAUAUUAUCUUGCCGAUGGCAUAUAUCCACAAUGGUCAACAUUUGUGAAGACAAUCCCAAGGCCACUAUUAGCAAAAAGAAAAUUAUUUGCAAAAGCUCAGGAGGCAUAUAGGAAGGAUGUAGAGCGUGCAUUUGGAGUGCUUCAAGCACGAUUUGCUAUUGUACGUGGACCUGCACGGUUUUUCUAUCAUGAAACACUACAUGACAUUAUGAAAGCGUGCAUAAUUCUUCAUAACAUGAUUAUUGAAGAUGAGCGAGAUGAAGCUGAAGCAGUGGACUUAGAUUAUGAACAAAUUGAUGAGAUUUCAUGUACACCAAUGUCACGUGAGCCAACAAAUGAAUUUACGGAAUUCAUUCAAGUUCAUCAAUGCAUUAGGGAUCGAGAAGCUCAUUCUCAACUCCAAAUGAAUCUCGUUGAGCAUUUAUGGCAAUUACAAGGAGAGUCAUGAAAACUUUUGGUUUUGUUUAUUUGUAAUAUUUUCUUUAUGGAGUUGCCAUUAAAACUUUUGAUUUGGUUUAUUUGUUUCAUUUUGUUUUUAUGAAGCUACCAUUAAAACUCAUUGGCUAUGUUGUUUUGUUAUGUUAAGUUUAGUAUUAGCCAAUUGUUUUGUUGUAUUAAAUUUAAGUACUAUUUGUCAUCAAGUAUGUGACAAGCUCAAUUAUGUUUA